CUAAUGUUUCCUUUAAUAACAGUUCUCAGCAUGUUUUACUAUAUCUGCCUUCAGCACUGAGCCAGGACAGGGACAAGAGGAGAGAUCAUGAACGGUCGCCGAACCACUGAAUUCAACCAGCGAAUGCUGCCUCUCUCUGUGGAAGUGGAACAGUAUGCCAAAGAAGUCGUCGACUUCAGUUCUCACUAUGGCAGCGAGAACAGCAUGUCUUACACCAUGUGGAACUUGGCUGGGAUGCCCAGUGUCUACCCUAGUUCUGGCGAUUUCACACAGGCAGCAGUUUUUAGGAUGUACGGUAAAUGGUGGGAGCAGUGUGCCAGUGCGCCCCAGCCCUUUCGAAGGAGACCGGAUAGGUUUCACAGUCAGGACUAUGUAGAGCUGGCUUUUGAAGAGCCUGUUUACCCCACGUCCAUUGAUAUUCUUGAAACCUACCACCCUGGAGCUGUUAUUCGGAUCCUUGCCUGCUCGUUCAACCCUUUCUCUCAGAAUCUACCAGCAGAAGAAAGGUGGAAUAUAAUUUGGGGUCCUAAAAUACUAAAAAUGGUCACGGCUCAAGCUCGUCAGUUUUCACCGUGUAUCAAGCAAAUAAACUUCCCUACCAACCUAAUACGUUUAGAAAUCAACAGCUCACUGCUGGAAUAUUACGCUGAGCUGGAUGCUGUUGUUCUACGUGGAGUGAAGGAGAGGUCUUUGCUGUCCCUGUACAAGAUGGCACUGGUAGACAUCAACGAUUUAAGUGACAGUGACGAAGAAAAGGAUGCUUAUGAAGUAGAAAGACUAUGUAAGCAGUGUGAAGACACAGGCAUUAAUGAACACGCCAAUAAUGGUUACUUUGAUAAACUUCCCUACGAGUUGAUUCAGCUGCUUUUAGAUCACCUCACCCUCCCAGACCUGUGCAGGCUGGCACAGACCUGUAAGCUGCUGUACCAGCACUGCUGCGACCCCCUGCAAUACAUCCAGCUGAAUUUACAGCCAUGCUGGGCACGGGUGAAUGACGCCGCUCUUGACCACAUGCAGUCGCGUUGCACCCUGAUUCAGAGACUCAAUCUGUCAUGGAGCGGAAACAGGGGAGCAAUUACUUUAGCGGGGUUCGGCAGGUUCUUGAAAGUGUGUGGCUCCCAGUUGGUGUGCCUUGAGUUGGCAUGCUGUCAUUUCCUGAACGAGGUCUGUCUGGAGGUUGUUGGUCAGAUGUGCCCGAACCUUCAGGAACUGAACCUCUCCUCCUGUGAUAGAGUGCAUCCGCAGGCUUUCAGCCACAUUUCCAAACUGGUCGGCUUGAGACGUCUCGUACUGUACCGCACAAGAAUUGAGCAAACAGCGCUGCUCAGCAUUCUGACUUUUUGCACAGAUCUUCGGCACCUUAACCUUGGCAGCUGUAUCAUGAUUGAGGAUUAUGACGUGAUUGCCAGCAUGAUAAGUGCAAAGAGCAAAAAUUUAAAAUCCUUGGAUAUCUGGAGGUGUAAAAACAUUACAGAGAAAGGCAUCACUGAGUUGGCGUCAGGGUGCAGGUUACUGGAAGAGCUGGACCUCGGCUGGUGCUCCACACUGCAGAGCAGCACUGGCUGCUUCGUGCAUCUGGCUCGCCACCUUCCAAACUUAUGCAAGUUUUUUGUCACAGCAAACAGGACUGUGUGCGACACAGAUGUGGAGGAGCUGGCAGCCAGCUGCCCAAACCUGCAACAUGUAGACCUUCUGGGAACUAGAAUGGUGAGCCCAGCAUCAUUGAGAAAGCUGCUCCAGUCGUGCAAGGAUCUCCUCCUGCUCGAUGUGUCCUUCUGUUCCCAGAUUGAUACCCGAGUGGUGCAAGAGCUGACUGUCCAGUUUCCCAAAGUGUUCAUCAAAAAAAGCUUUACCCAGUGACCUCCCUGCCCCUGAAUAGCAAGUCUCAGGGGAUAUCAGGGAAUGAAAGACAGAUCUUUGGAAGCAAGUUCCCUGUUUCAUAUGGGUAAUCAUAUUUCCUGUGAUUGAAUACCCAUAUAUUUAAUUUGCACAGAUAAAGGUGUUCUCAUAUAUAGAAUCCUAGUUCCUAGCCUGUACAAUACUGAUGUUUUCUAUCAAACAGGUUUGAUUUUUUAAAUACCUUCAAGCAGACCAUUAGGACACUGAGCUAGGAUGAGAAUUUAAGAUAAUGGAAAAUUAUUUUAAGCUGGAACUCAGGGUUUCCUUUUUUUCGUCUUUGUUUGGUUUUAUAAAUUAUGUUUUAGUGUAAUUUUUUUUGUAACUCAAUAAGCAUGACUUUGCUGAAGACAACGUAAAUCUGACUUGUGUACUAUAAAUAAUUAAAGCCUCUAUACAUUUAGCUUUUUAGAAAGCGAGAACAAUAGUCUUCAGAUUAGAAAGCAACAACAUUAGUAACGUUGAAGACUAAAAAAUAUUUUUAUUGAAAAUAUAUUAUGGUGAAAAACCAGAGUCUAUUCGUCUUCCAAUGGGAAAACUAUAAAGAAAUUUAACAGAUUUUUUUUUUCUGUGACUCUGUAUAUGAUGAAUGCAUUUUUCACUUUCUU
Polyodon spathula (Mississippi paddlefish) is the source of this 2504-nucleotide messenger RNA. RefSeq names its product F-box/LRR-repeat protein 4-like. The record is from RefSeq and is a predicted model, not a curated record. Gene Ontology annotation, molecular function: protein binding. Gene Ontology annotation, cellular component: SCF ubiquitin ligase complex. Gene Ontology annotation, biological process: SCF-dependent proteasomal ubiquitin-dependent protein catabolic process. NCBI's taxonomy places the organism in Eukaryota, Metazoa, Chordata, Actinopteri, Acipenseriformes, Polyodontidae. The transcript is spliced from 9 exons.